AUGGAUUUUCUCCUUGCUAAAUUUGAUAAAUCGUGGGACACUCCAACAAAGCUUGAUGAGAAAAUGAAAGACCUAAAGAGAAAACAGGUGGAACUAAAUGCUCUAAAAGGAGACACAGAGUCAAGAACAAGCACAGAGCUGCAUCCGAGAAAAAAACUAAAGAAAGAAGUUGAGUUAUGGCUCGGGAAUGUUGAAACAGUAAACAGCAAAAUCCAAGACCUUGAACAAAAAAUUGGAGAAAGUAGUUUUGUCUCACGUGGAUUCCUCAAAGGAGAUGUUUUGAAGAAGAUACAAGAAGUUGAUGAACUUUUUCAGCGGGGUAGGUUUCGCGACAGUUUGGUAGUUAACAACCCUGGGUGGAUUGGACAAGCUCUAUCAACCACAACUUUAUUCGGUGGAGCUGCAAAAACUUGUAUGGAAGAAAUUUGGGCCUACUUGAUGAAUGAUGACAUUCAAAAGAUUGGAGUUUGGGGGAUGGGAGGAAUAGGGAAAACAACCAUCAUGAAGCUCGUACACAACCAGCUAUUGAAAGAGACUGAAAAUUUUGACAUUGUGAUCUGGAUCACUGUAUCAAAGGAGAUGAACAUCAUUAAACUACAAAAUAGGAUUGCACGUGCAAUGAAUGUAACCCUUCACGAAGAUGAAGAUGAAACAAUAAGAGCAGGGAUGAUAUACGAAAUGUUGGCUCGUAAAGGCAAGUAUGUGUUAAUCCUUGAUGAUCUGUGGGACAAACUUUCUCUUGAAGAAGUAGGCAUCCCCGAGCCUUCUAAUGGGAGCAAAUUAUUGGUAACAACUCGGUUAUUAGAUGUGUGUCACUAUUUGGAUUGCCGAGAAGUUAAAGUGCCGACUCUUUCAAAACCAGAUGCAUGGAGGUUGUUCACGGAAAAAGUAGGUCGAGAUGUUUUGAAUCAUCAAGAUCUAUUACCCCUUGUGAAAUCUGUUGCUGAAGAAUGUGCCGGUUUACCUUUGGCUAUUGUUACAAUAGCAAGCAGUAUGAAGGGUGUACGUGACAUUCAUGAGUGGAGGAAUGCACUCUUUGAAUUAAACAGACAAGUGAAAAGCGUGAAUGGGAUGGAAGAGAAGGUAUUUCAACAACUUCAGUUCAGCUAUGAUCGUUUACAAGAUGAAAAAGUGAAGCAUUGCUUCCUAUGCUGUGCGUUAUAUCCUGAAGAUUGGGAAAUAAAUACAGAUAAGCUUAUAAAUCUGUGGAUUGCUGAAGGGCUUGUGGAAGAAAUGGAUAGCAUACAAACGGAGAUUGACAAGGGGCAUACCAUACUGAAUAAACUCAAAAACAGUUGUUUGAUAGAAAGUUGUAUGAUAGAAAACAGUAAUAUAGAUAAAGGUCAAGUGAAGCUGCAUGAUGUUGUACGGGACAUGGCAUUGCGCAUCACAAGUGCAAGACCACGAUUCUUGGUGAGAGCUGGCAUGCUAUUGAAAAGGAUACCUGAUGUGCGAGAUUGGAACGAAGAUUUGGAGAAAGCUUCAUUGAUGUGUAAUUUGGAAUUACAAAUUCCAUCCCAAAUGCCUUCCCCAAAAUGCCAAAAGCUCACAACAUUAUUGAUGUGCCGAUGCAAGAUAGAGAGCAUUCCAGAGUGUUUCUUUGAGCAAAUGCAUGGACUUAAGGUUCUUGAUCUUUCUGAAAAUCUUAUUAAGAAUUUACCAAAUUCCAUCUCUAAUUUGGAAACUCUCACUACAUUAUUGCUUGGUUGGUGUGAACAAUUAGAGAAGGUGCCAUCUUUUUCAAAACUUCAAGCUUUAAGGAAGUUAGACCUUAGAGGAACAAAAAUCAAGGAUAUACCUCAUGAGAUGGAAAGGUUGGUAAAUCUCAAAUAUCUUGAUUUGAGUUACACGAAAAUAACAGAGAUGGCCGAUGGAAUGUUGGCAAACUUCACAUCCCUUCAGCACUUCUCAAUACUUGGAUUUGAUUAUAAAUUAUUCGUUAGCGAAGAGGAAAUAAGUGGAUUAAUGAGGAAGUUGGAAAUCUUUGAAGGGUGUUUGUUUGACUGGAAUGAGUGGAACAGUUAUGCCCAAGCUUUGCAUGCUCGAGAAAGAUGGCCUCGUCAAUACUUCAUUUUAGUGGGUGAUCGAUUAAUGUGGGAUGAUUUAGACAAUAAUUCGAAAAAAUACAUUGAAUUAAAAGGUUGUGACAUGAUCUGUACAAAUGGUAUUAAGAUCCUAUCUGAUGUUGAGGUUUUGACUAUUGUGGAAUGCACUGUGGAUUUGUGUGAAGAAGAGUCAUUUUUCUCGUGGUUUAUCCCAGUGCCACAUAAUAAUUUUUCAUUUCUUUCUCGGAUUGUGAUAAUUACCUGUAAAAAAAUAAAGAAGUUGUUCUCGUCCAAUUGGGUGCUGCACAACCUCCAAAAUUUGAAUACUUUACGUGUUGAGGAUUGCUGCGAUAUGGAAGAAAUAAUAGCAUCAGAGUCAGAGUCAGAGUUGGAGGGAGAAGGAAAUGGAGUUGCUAUCAAGCUUACUCUUCCAAGAUUAAAGAAAUUGGAAUUGUGGGAUCUACCAAAAUUGAAGAGCAUUUGUGGUGCAAAUGGAGUAGUGGCUUGUGAUUCUAUUGAGGAGAUUGUUAUACGUGAUUGUCCAAAAUUAAAGAGGAUACCUCUGAAUCUUCCGUUGCAAGAUGAUGGCCAACCAUCUCUUUCUCCUUCUCUUACAAUUAUUGAAGCACACCCAAAGGAGUGUUGGGAAUCGGUGGAGUGACACCAUCCAAAUGCCGAGUCUUUGUUGGAUCCCUACAUUUGACAUGUAGUUGCAUGUUCGUUGAAAUGCUUGACCACUACAGCGGUCACUUUUUUCUUUGAUCAAAUGCCCGACCGCAAUGGUAGCUUAUUUCUAACAUUUCCUUUUCAUUCUUUCUUUUUUCUUUAUCCUUUUCUAUUUUCACUUUCUUAUAUGUUAAUCUCAUGCUUGACCUUUCCAGCUUUCUUUGAGAUCUUUCAGCACACCAAGGAUUAUUUUUUUUGAUUAUACGGCAGCAGCAGCAAUAGCAACAGCUCACACACUUUGAUGUUUAUAACUCCCUUGAUGCAUGUUCUUUUCAAGUCUAAUAUGUUUCUGCCCUUCUUGUUGAUGUUUAUAAGAUUCGUGAGAAUUUAGGUACAUAACCUGCUCCAGGAUUAGAAAUGGCAAAUGCUCAC
This is a messenger RNA of Durio zibethinus, 3143 nucleotides long. The record is from RefSeq and is a predicted model, not a curated record. Lineage: Eukaryota; Viridiplantae; Streptophyta; Magnoliopsida; Malvales; Malvaceae.